AUGUUCAGCUUCGUAGCAGACCUGAUCUCCUCGGUGACCUGCAUCAUCCUCCCAGCCUACAUCUCCUACAAGGCCCUCCGCAGCCGCGAUCCAGCGCAGUCCCACCCAUGGCUGAUCUACUUCACCAUCCUUUCGCUUGUCCAGCUGGCUGAUUCGUACACCGACUUCAUUACGGGCUGGAUCCCCUUCUUUGGCGUCUUUCGCCUCUUCUUCAUGCUCUACCUCGUCCUCCCUCAAACGCAAGGCGCCAAAGUCCUCUACUUGGACUACCUCGAGCCAUACAUCGUCCACCACGAGAAGCAGAUCGACGAGUUCAUCACACAAGUGCACACACAGCUCCAAUCGAUAGGCUUUGGGUACAUCAAUACUCUAAUCGUGCUCAUCCGCGAGAAAGUCCUGCGUCAGCAAUCACCACAGCCUCCGCCCCAACAGACCGGUGCCGGCACCUACGCCAGCUAUGCCAACGACUACCUCUCACGCUUCCUCAUGCCACAAGCUAGACCUUCCGAGACCCAGCCCGUGGGCGGCAUCUACAGCGCCCUCUCCGGCAUGGCUGCGUCCGCAAUGGCAGGCGGUGCCACUCAAGGCGGCAGAUCAAGAGGACUAGACGACCACGGCGACAUCUCAGACAGUCUGCGCAACAUGUCCGACCCUCCCAGCGAUCAAGCUACAUCUCCACCGAACGAGAGCGCCUCCAAGCCCCAGAACAUCGAUCUGGCGUAUGGCUCUGGCGGCACAAGCGCAAUUCCCAAAUCCCGAUCAAGCACAUCCUUCGUCAACGUCGACCACGACGACUUCCAGCCCCCGCCACCAGUCACAGGCUCCAGCCCGGGAAGCCGACAAACCAGCGGAGGCAACUGGCAGAGCCAAGCAGCGCACGCGGCAGCUGGCUUCUUCGGUGGUGGCGACGACAGCAAACAACAACACCAGCAGUCCUCUUCUUCCGGCUGGAGCGCGGCAAGGGAUAUCACGGCGGCAAUAUCCAGCGUCAGUCUGGACAUCAGAAGCGAAGACGGUGCAUUGCUCUGCGAUUCAGACCAUCCUAGCUUCCCUGUCAACCACAAUCAGAGCACGGCACCGGCACCACCACCUCCACCACCCUCGGUCACGCUAACUCCUCACGAGAUCGACGCUAGCUUCAAUUUGCCUGAAGAUGCAGGUGGCAGCAGCAAAGGCCCGCCGCCCUACGAGCUCCGAGAAGACCCAGCGACGCCUAUUCCGGCGACGCCGCGUAUUGAGCCCCUCGCGAGACUCGAUCCCAGGCUGAGCGUCAGCACGAAUGUCAGAGAAUGGGGCCAGUUGGAUGAGGAGGUGCAUCAUCAUGGCCAUCGUGAAAGCGUUGAAUGA
Cyphellophora attinorum is the source of this 1347-nucleotide messenger RNA. Its product is annotated as Receptor expression-enhancing protein 4. The transcript has 4 exons. Lineage: Eukaryota; Fungi; Ascomycota; Eurotiomycetes; Chaetothyriales; Cyphellophoraceae. The record is from RefSeq and is a predicted model, not a curated record. Bases 1 to 1347 code for a protein of 448 amino acids.